Messenger RNA from Blepharisma stoltei, 886 nucleotides. NCBI's taxonomy places the organism in Eukaryota, Ciliophora, Heterotrichea, Heterotrichida, Blepharismidae. The record is from the annotation of a GenBank genome assembly.
AUGAAACUACACAACACUCCUAAAUACUUUUCUUCUGGCUUUAAAGCUAAACCUCACAAGUUAUCAAAGCUUACAAUUGAGCUGCCAGAUGUUGAUGAGUCUACUCCUGAACCUCCAAAGGUUCAAAGCUGCAAAAUGACAAGACAGUCUCCAUCACACCGACUUAUAGGUAAGUUGUUUUAGUUAACCUAUGCAUCAGUGCAAUUUCUUUAUUAUCUAUUUUUCUAUGAUUUACCUAUUUUUCAAGCUUUUAAAGCAGAAAAAAAAUUAUAUAAAUUAGAAUAUAUCAAGACCUAAAACAAUAAGUAAAACUCCUACAAGCUUUCAACCACCUUCAACAAAAGUGAAAAAUAAUUCUGCUAGCAGCACACCUAUAGGUGGAUUUAAAUCUUUUCAAUUUCCAUCCACAACAAGAAAUGCUGAUCUCAGCAAAACUCCGCUGCCUUUAAAAUCUCUAUCUGUCAAAAACAUAUACAAGCCUAAAGUCCACACAUUCAAAAAGAAGCCAAAACCGAAUACCAGCAGCUCAGCAUUUAAAAAAAUGUCUACUUGUAUCACCAAAACACAAAAAUCAGAAAAAAUCCCUGAAACAGGGUCUUCUCCGAAUAUUGCUAGUGUAAUUACCCAGCUUAAAUCAAACCAGCCUUAUGAAGCAAGUCGGUCUGGUGAAGAUGAUGCUGAGGCAGCAAAUAAUUUAUGAUAUAAAGAACAUCUAUAUACUACUUUUCAAGGUCUGCAACUGGUUAGAUUAUUUCCACCUGCUGAUAUGAAACUAAUUAAAAAAAAACGAUUAAGUGUCCCAAUAAGAAAAGGGUAUGAAAAUGCGAAAACUGUGAUUUUUGAUUUGGAUGAAACUUUGGUACAUUGCCGACUGGUGAAGUCAUAG